AUGACAGACGACACGGUAGGGACGAUUUGUCUGUUUCAGAGAGGGCGAGCUGAGGUCGCAUCCUGUAAGGGACUGAUACAGGAACUGGAGAAAUCGUCAGUAUCCACCACCCUGAGACAUGAGUAUGACACACAAACUUUCGACACAAACACUGAUCUUACCAUGGGGAAGAUAGUUGUUGAUAAACAACAGAGAAAUCCGCCUACAACUACCUUGAGUGUGCCAUUGUCUGAAAGACAACUGAGGAUAAUGCGAAAGUUCAAUAUCAAACUUCCUUCUGAUAAAUCAGACAGCUUUUCCUGUGGGAUUGUAUACCUACAUGGUGGCUUCAUUGUCUUAGGGGACUGGGCGAACAAAAAUAUCAAGCUAUUUACAGAAAACGGAGACUUCCUAUGUAACAUCAGUAUGGAUGGGACGCCUGUAGAUCUAUGUCAAGUUGACGACAACACAGUAGCAGUGAUGCUGCGGGAGGACACCAUAUGUAUAGUCAGUGUGGAGGACUUAAAGUUGACCCUUACAUCAACAAUUAAGUUGUCAAUGACGACUAAAGGAUGCUAUGGUAUAACAUACCGGAAUAACAGGUUUGUCGUCGGCACAGAUACAUCACUUUAUAGCGUAUCAAGAAAAUAUGGGAUAACAUCACAACUUCACACAUUAAAAACACCGUGUUUGCACCUCGCUAGCGAUCAUCAUAGUGGACACGUCUUUGCCAGUCUCCAUACAAAAAAUCCUAACGAAUCUGCCGUGACUAGACUUUCAGACGGCUCGAGCACGGACGUAAUGAAACCAGGGGUUUUGAAACUUACCACAGGAAUAGACGUAGACAUGGAACACAACGUGUACGUGUGUGGCUAUAGUUCUGACAACGUCAUACAGAUGUCUGGGGACGGGACACACGUCAGAGAACUACUGACGUCAUCAGAUGGAAUACAAAAGCCAAGGGGGAUUUCUGUAUGUGGUGACAGAGUAGUGAUCACAAACGGAUCGUCAGAUCAUGAUCAUCGGAACACUGUACACGUGUUCCGGCUUGUUUAA
Messenger RNA from Mizuhopecten yessoensis (Yesso scallop), 1035 nucleotides. RefSeq lists its product as uncharacterized. Bases 1 to 1035 code for a protein of 344 amino acids. The record is from RefSeq and is a predicted model, not a curated record. The transcript has a single exon. Lineage: Eukaryota; Metazoa; Mollusca; Bivalvia; Pectinida; Pectinidae.